Molecule: messenger RNA, 2274 nt
Organism: Mugil cephalus (flathead mullet)
Lineage: Eukaryota; Metazoa; Chordata; Actinopteri; Mugiliformes; Mugilidae
Gene: smyd3
Product: SET and MYND domain containing 3
Exons: 13
Coding region: 174-1490 (438 amino acids)
Cellular component (GO): nucleus
Molecular function (GO): protein binding
Source: RefSeq, a predicted model, not a curated record
UUUAUACCUUAAUUGUGUAUACCUGUGUGCGUGUGAUGCACGUAUGCACGCCUGUGCGCGCGUGUGCGGCUAUUCCAAAAGUUGAAAAGACAGGGUGUAUACGUGUGACGUCAUGACGCAGCGUUCAUCGCGGAUGUAAACACUGCUGGUUUCACGUGGAGGGAAAACCGACUAUGGCACCGGUGCUGGAGCGUUUUAUCAGUCCCGGGAAAGGUAACGGUGCUCGGGCGAAAGCCAGGAUCAGGAGAGGAGAGCUGGUGACCUCAGCCGAGCCGCUGGCGUGCUGUGUGACCAACAAACUGUCCAGAGAAGUCUGCCACCACUGCUUCACACGAUGCCAGACCCUGUUGAGGUGCUCCCAGUGUAAGACGGCUCGCUACUGCAAUGUCACUUGCCAGAAACAAGCGUGGUCAGGUCAUAAGAGAGAAUGCAAAUGUCUGCGGAGCCUCCUACCCCGACUUCCCACUGACUCAGUCCGUCUGGCUGCGAGGCUUAUCUUUGCCUUGUUGAGUCCAUCGAAGAGCAGCAGUGAGGAGCUCUACACUUUAGAAGAGCAUGAAUCACACCUGGACUCUAUGUCUGAGCAGAAGAAACAAGGUCUGUGCCAACUGGCAUCAAUGUUAGAGCUGUACCUACAACAGGAAAUACCUGACAUGACACAGGAAAUGACGCCAGCGCUGCCGCCUUCCUGCCGAGAAGCCCUCAGCCUCAUCGCAAAGGUGACAUGUAACUGUUUCACCAUCAGUGACGGUGAGCUGCAAGAGAUUGGAGUCGGGCUGUAUCCAAGUUUAUCUCUGUUAAACCAUGACUGUAGGCCAAACUGCGUGAUGGUGUUUGAGGGAACAAAGCUGCAGCUCAGAGCUGUUCAGGAUAUCAGCCCUGAAGAGGAGAUAACUAUAAGUUACAUCGAGACGUUGUCACUGACUGAAGAUCGACGCAGACAGCUGGAGGACCAGUACCAUUUCACCUGCCACUGCCAGCGAUGUGACUCUCUAGACAAGGAGGCACUGAUGCUGUCAGGCGAAGAAUCAACAUGGCGCCAGCUGAAGGAGGCUCUACCGAGACUGGAAAAACUGAAGACUGAGUCCAAUUGGCAAGCGCUCUCAGAGAGCUGCCGUCAUCUGUUACUGACUGCUGGUGGCGAGGUUCCCGACGAAAACCUCUACAAGCUCAGAGUCACAGACAUGGCUUUAGACGCUUCUGUUCACCUGGAGCACUGGGAGGAAGCUCUGAGAUACGGGUUAAAGACACUCCCAGCAUACAGAAACUACUACCCUGAUCCUCAUCCAGUUCACAGUGUCCAGCUGAUGAGAGUUGGAAAGCUGCAGCAUUUCCUGGAACACAUCGAGGAGGCUUUGGACACAUUCAAACAGGCCUAUAAAAUCCUAAAGGUCACCCAUGGUGAUGGUCACCCCUUGACGACCGACCUUAUGAUGAAGAUGGAGGAAUGUCGUAGUGAGAUGGACCACCAGGCAUUCAACAGACACUAAAACACGGAUUACAGUACACACUCUCACAUUCACAUCUCAAACUAUUGACAUUUGUAAUACGAUGAAAAAGUGGGAAAAGAAGAAAUCGUGUCCGUCAGUUUACCUUUUAAUUUAUUUGAUAAGAUUUUUAGACUGCUCAGAUUUGGUCAACCUUGUUUGAACAGACUGGAAAAUGACUAAAACGCAACAACUGCCCUCUUCAUGGAGUUUGCCUUUGUACCAACAAUAGGAAUGAACAUAAUAGGCAUGUUGCAGCUGGAACAGCAAGGUCACUCUGUAACAUGCAACAACGUGCACCAGUGUUGCAUAAAGGCUCGAUAAAGCUUGGAUGUCAUUGUUGGUUACAUUAAGAGCAGUAUACACUUUUUUUUUUACUUUUUUAUAAGGACAUUUUCUUGUGCUCCAUUCUUCUGUUCGACCGAUCCAUGUAGAAAACCUGCGGCUCCUCUUGUGCUGGCAGCGUAGCUUCCCCGAUGUCGGAGCUAGAAAUUACCCUAAGAAUUGUAAUCUUCCUUCAACUCUUAAAAAAAAAUCUUUGAAAGCAUUUCUGCUGCACCGAAUCACAAAUAAAACCUGUUUUGAGAAUAUCCCAGGCGCUGCUUUCCACCGCAUUCUCCCAAACAUACAAAGAAAACACACAAUGUCUAAGAGCAGAAGUAACCGUUGUUGACAGCUUGUUUUGAACACAUUGUCGUUCAGGCUGUGAUUUUUCUGCAGUUGUGUUUUGCCGUUACCCAGUAGCUCAUUUCAGUGAAGUUUGUGGACAUAAAACGAACCCUACAAA